Messenger RNA from Phragmites australis (common reed), 2308 nucleotides. RefSeq names its product protein CPR-5-like. NCBI's taxonomy places the organism in Eukaryota, Viridiplantae, Streptophyta, Magnoliopsida, Poales, Poaceae. The coding region runs from base 171 to 1709 and encodes 512 amino acids. The record is from RefSeq and is a predicted model, not a curated record. The transcript is spliced from 5 exons. Gene Ontology annotation, biological process: leaf senescence; defense response; trichome morphogenesis.
UUCAUAGAAAUAGAUCCCUCUCCUGCCGUAUAAGAGACGCGAAGACGAGAGACGCAGCGCAACAAGCAGAGCGAAGAAAAUCCUUCCGUACUACACAGUCCACGGUAGAAUUGCAGACCUCUCAAGUUCAUAAACCCUACUCCCUCUCUGCCUCGCGGGCCCCUUCCCAUAUGGACGGAGCCCAUGUCGCCGGCGGCUCGCCGGAGGCCGGCGGGGCGUCCUCGUCGGCGACGUCCGCCUCGUCGUACGGCUCGGCGUCCCGGCGCUCCAGGCUGCAGAAGGGAGUGCCCCUGCGGCUGCGGCGGGUGGUCGUUAGGGGAGGCGGCGGCGGCAAUAAGGGCGCUGGUGACAACGAUGUGCAGGAUCUCGCGCUGCCUCUCGGGAUGUCCUUCGCGGCGGUCCUUGCCCAGGUUCUGAAUAGAUGCAGUGGUUCUGGAGGAAGAUUGCAACCUGACAUCCUCUCAAAGAUGUGUACCUCAGCCGUGAAGGAGUCCUUAACAAAUAUUUAUGGUGACAGAUUUGAAAGUUUCAUGAGAAACUUUGAGAAAUCAUUUGGCAGUACAUUGAGGACCCUUCACCUAAUCAAUGGGACACCUGUCUAUGAGCAAGAUAUACCUCAAUGUUCUUACAAAGAUAGCAAUUCUGUAACUGAAAUCAAGUUGAAUGGUGUUGAUUCACAAAGUCCGAUACAUAAUGUCCAGAAGGACACACCCUUGAACUCCGUGGAUAAUCAGAUUAUUCUUCAUGCGGGUGUCAAUCAGCAGCUGGUUCACCUUCCUCGUAGCAGAUCUACUCCAGAAAUUGAUCGGCACAUUCUUAGUGUAUUUGAGAGAUCUCUGAAUGAGCAAGCUCGCUCGAAUGAGCUCAAGGAACUUGAAAUAGGGCUUACUAUGAGAAAAUUGCAAUUGAGGCAAUCUCAGUUAGCACUUAGCUCCUACUCACACAUGCUAGAGAAGAUAAAAAUUUCUAUGGGAUUUCAGAAAACCUCUUUCAAAGAGGGGAAAUUCAAGACUCAAAUGGAGGAUACAAGACAUGCAGAACUCCUCAGGAAGCUUAUAGAUAUGCUUCUUACUGCCGUGGUACUCAUGUCUGUCUGUUUUGGAUAUGGAACAUAUAUUUACUCGUACCAGCGGAUAACUGCUUUUACUGCAGCCUGUGCAGCCGCUUCAAGGGAGUCUAAAUCUUGGUGGAUGCCAAGUUCAGUGUCAGCUUUCAACUCGGGUUUGCUGUUUUUCAGAUGCCAUUUAAUAGCAACGACAAGGAUAUCAUUUGGAAUUUUGAUGAUUCUAUUAAUUUCUUGGCUGGUAUUCCAGCGUUCUGCAAUGACUGGACCAAACAUGCCAAUAACGUUCAAUGUUAUGUUAUUGGGAGUUCUUUGUGGUUCUGUUGGAAGGUUUUGUGUCGACACACUGGGUGGUGAUGGAAAUGUCUGGCUUAUAUUCUGGGAGGCCCUUUGCUCCAUUCAUUUACUUGGAAACAUUUGCCCAUCUCUUUUACAUCGCAUACUUUAUGGUCCUAUUUCUGUGACUCACAGGACCAAGGCUGUUGGUUUGCCAUAUUGGGCUCGCCGAUACAUAUUUUAUGUUUUGUUGUCAUUUAUUCUCCCAUGCUUGGCUGGUUUGCUGCCAUUUGCAUCUCUGCCAGACUGGAAGGAGCAUGCAGUUCAAUAUGUGAAGUCCAGAUUCAAUGGAAGUAACAUUGAGGAUUGAUUAUGGAGAGAUUAGGUGGGGUUAAUAAACACUUGAAAGGUCAAACUUAUUUUGUGAAGAUGGAGAGGUCUGACCCACUUUUUUCCAAGUGAAAUACAUAUGGACUGGAUUUCAGUGUAGUAAGGAGGAAAGCUAUUUUGUUUGGUUUCCGUUCAAUCCUCAAACCUCCGAUAAUGUAGACAUAGUUAUUGGCAUGACAGCAAAAUCUCUCUUAUUGCCUUGUACUGAAACAUCAGAUGGAUCAGGUUUUGGUAGUUGUGCUCCUUUGUGCACCGCCACCGAUAUCAAGAGCGAGAUGCUUCCCUUCGCCUAUGCAACCUCUUUUCACCAGGCAAGCUUAAAAUACAAUAUAUUUUACAAUUUCAUUGCCUCCUUUUUGUGGCUCUUUUGUGUAAGGGCACUGUCCUCGGUGAUGGGAAUCUGUUGAUUUUCCUUCCUCUCCCUUUAUCCUUCAUCCCUUAAGCUGCAAUUCUUUUCUUCAGUUGGAAUCCAUUACACACUGAUAGAGUUGUUUAGGUAUAGUUUCUCACAUGCAUGUAUGCUGUAAAUUGUAACAUUAGCAAGAUCAAUGUACCAUCUCUAUUUACUUGCACACAUUA